AUGUCUAUCUUUCGUUUUCUUUUUACCACUCUUCUCAUUUAUCUCUUAUUCAAUCUAUCAGUCGAUCUCCGUCUAAACAUAUCUAUCUAUCUAUCUAUCUAUCUAUCUAUCUAUUUCUAUCAUCUUCUCAGUCUGUUUUUCUAUCUAUCUAUCAAUCUAUCAUUCAUCAUUCAUCAUCUCCAUUCAUCUAUCAAUGUAUUCUCAUCUUGUUCCCAUUUUCCCGCACCUAUCUAUCUAUCUAUCUAUCUAUCUAUCUAUAUCUAUCUAUCUAUCAUCUAUCUAUCUAUCUCAAUCCCUCAUCUUUUUCUAAUCUAUCUAUCUAUAUUUGUAUCUAUUCAUCUAUCUGUCUAUCAAUCUAUCGAUCCAUUCAUCUCAGUGUGUUCCUCAUCUUUCCCGCACUCUAUCUAUCUAUCUAUCUAUCUAUCUAUCUAUCUAUCUAUCUAUCUAUCUAUCUUAAUCUCUUCUAAUCUAUCUAUCUAUCUAUCUAUCUAUCUAUCUAUCUAUCUAUCUAUCUCAUUCAUUAUUAAUCUAUCUCAAUCUGUUCAUAUUUAUAUUUCUAUCUCUGUCUAUUCAAAUCUAUCUAUCUAUCUAUCUAUCUAUCUAUCUAUCUAUCUAUCUAUCUAUCUAUCUAUCUAUCUCAGUCUGUUCGUAUCUAUCUAUCUAUCCAUCUAUCUAUCUAUCUAUCUAUCUAUGCUAUUGUUUUCAUUAUGUCUGUCUCUCUAUCUAUCUGUCUGUCUGUCUGUCUGUCUGUCUCUCUCUCUCUCUCUCUCUCUCUCUCUGUCUAUCUAUCUAUCUAUCUAUUUAUUAUGUUUCAUAUCUAUCUAUCUAUCUAUCUAUCUCAGUCUGUUCUUUUAUCUAUCUAUCUAUCUAUCUAUCUAUCUAUCUAUCUAUCUAUCUAUCUCAGUCUGUUCUUUAUCUAUCUAUCUAUCUAUCAUUGUCAGUUCUUUAUCUAUCUGUAUCUAUCUAUCUAUCUAUCUAUCUAUCUAUCUAUCUCAUCAUUCUUUAUCUAUCUAUCUAUCUAUCUAUCUAUCUAUCUAUAUCAGUAUGUUCUUUAUUUAUCUAUCUAUCUAUCUAUCUAUCUAUCUAUCUAUCUAUCUAUCUAUCAUUGUCAUUUCUUUAUCUAUCUGUCUCUGUCUGUUCGUAUCUAUCUAUCUAUCUAUAUCUAUCUAUCUAUCUAUCUAUCUGUCUAUAUCAGUAUGCCCCUAUCUAUCUAUCUAUCUAUCUAUCUAUCUAUCUAUGCUAUUGUUUUCAUUAUCUGUCAUCUGUCUAUCUAUCUAUCUAUCUAUCUAUCUAUAUCUAUCUAUCUAUCUAUCUAUCAUUGCUUUUCAUCUAUCUAUCUAUUGUUUUCAUUAUCUGUCUAUCUAUCUAUCUAUCUAUCUAUCUAUCUAUCUAUAUCAGUCUGCUCGUAUCUAUCUAUGCUAUUGUUUUCAUUAUCUAUCUAUCUAUCUAUCUAUCUAUCUAUCUAUCUAUCUAUCUAUCUAUCUAUCUCAGUCUGCUCGUAUGAAUCUAUCUAUGCUAUUGUUUUCAUUAUCUAUCUAUCUAUCUAUCUAUCUAUCUAUCUAUCUAUCUAUCUCUCGUAUGAAUCUAUCUAUCUAUUGUUUUCAUUAUCUAUCUAUCUAUCUAUCUAUCUAUCUAUCUAUCUAUCUAUCUAUCUAUAUCAGUCUGCUCCUAUUAUUAUCAUUAUUGUUUUUCAUUAUCUAUCUAUCUAUCUAUCUAUCUAUCUAUCUAUCUAUCUAUCUAUCUCUCCCUUUCAUUUCAGAGAAUACAGUUUUGAAAGUGAAAUAA
This is a messenger RNA of Acanthosepion pharaonis, 1785 nucleotides long. The record is from the annotation of a GenBank genome assembly. Lineage: Eukaryota; Metazoa; Mollusca; Cephalopoda; Sepiida; Sepiidae.